Messenger RNA from Eurytemora carolleeae, 719 nucleotides. Its product is annotated as zinc metalloproteinase nas-14. The record is from RefSeq and is a predicted model, not a curated record. Lineage: Eukaryota; Metazoa; Arthropoda; Copepoda; Calanoida; Temoridae. The transcript is spliced from 4 exons. Bases 177 to 422 code for a protein of 81 amino acids.
UGUUGACUGGAGCAUACUGUUGUAUAGAUCUUUCUGGAACCCUGAAAGGCUGGCAAUCAUCCAAAGCUACGUGGGACAAGAGCUGUUGUGACAGCGAGAAUGAAUACCCGUUGAUACAGCCACCAACAAAUCUGACAGAUACUGAUUUAUCGAAGUUGGAUCGGACUAUCGCGCACAUGAAAACUUUUCAAAUAGAGAUGCCAGUCUGCCUUGGUCUUCCUUAUCAAACCAUGGUUAAACUACCUUCUUGUCAGGAUUACACGACAACAACAACAACAACAACUACCACCACGACAACAACAACAACAACAACAAAGAGGCCGACCCCACCACCUAAACUCUCCCAGCAAACAUCAGCAGGGCUUGUUGCAACUUCAUCAACAGUUUUUCUUCUUCUCCUUCUUUUCGUAAAUCUAGAAUAAACUCUCCCCCCCCCUCUAUACUUUUAAUAUUUCAAAAAUUAAGUUUUAAAAAAGUCCUCCCAUGUAAAGCCUGAAUCCAAUACCAGAAUCUCAAGGUCUUGGAGGAUAAAUAGUUAUACAGAGCUUCAUUCAUCCUCUUUGGACCCAAUACAUACUUAUACAGAGCUUCAUUCAUCCUCUUUGGACCCAAUAAAUACUUAUACAGAGCUUCAUUCAUCCUCUUUGGACCCAAUAAAUAAUCUUAACAUUUUUAGUUUAGGUGAAAACUAGAAUUUAUUUUUAUUUGACAAAUUAUUU